AUGGCUUGCGGCUCAGCGUCUUCCGGCCUCGUCAAUCGCAACGGCCCUGGCAGCGCCGCUACCUCCAUCAUCGACAGCAUCGUCAAGCCCGCCGAGGCCACAGGCGGCAAGACCAAGUGCAUCGACGCAAAGUUUAGUUCCGUUUGGAUCUGGGCUCUUGGGGCCGGGGCGAUUAGCGACGCUGUGGAUGAUUGA
Messenger RNA from Colletotrichum orchidophilum, 195 nucleotides. RefSeq lists its product as uncharacterized. The record is from RefSeq and is a predicted model, not a curated record. The coding region runs from base 1 to 195 and encodes 64 amino acids. The transcript is spliced from 2 exons. Lineage: Eukaryota; Fungi; Ascomycota; Sordariomycetes; Glomerellales; Glomerellaceae.